ACGAACACGAAAAAAAUACAAAAAGAUUACAUUUUUUACGUUAUUAGUUUUGUGAUUAUAGUUUUAAGAAGUGCACAUAGAAGAGCAUUAUCUAAUGAACAGUUAUGGGAUAUUCAAUUUAAACGAGUAUUUCUGCUAGCAAACAUUCCUAAGAAGGACAAGUAUGCAAUAACGCAAGAGGCUUUGAAUAAUGAAAAUGAAAGGUUUCAUGAUAUGAUUCAGGGCAAUUUUGAGGAAGCAUAUAGAAAUCUUACCUAUAAGCACAUAAUGGGUUUAAAGUGGGCCACUGAAAAUUGCAGGCAUGUGGAAUUCAUAAUUAAAAUGGAUGAUGACAUUAUUGUAGAUAUUUAUGGUAUUUUACAUGUGAUAGAUCAAAAUGUUCAGCCUAAGGAGCUUUUGAUGGGAUACGUAUUGAAAGAUAUGACACCGAAGCGUGAACCUGCUAAUAAAUGGUUUGUAAAACACGAAGAGUUUGCUUCAACCACUUAUCCUACAUUUUUGUCCGGAUGGUUGUAUAUAACAAAUCCACAUACAGCAAAAUUGCUUGUAGCAGAAUCAGAAAAUAUUCCUUAUUUUUGGAUUGAUGAUGUUUAUGUAACUGGAAUAUUAGCAGACUCUCUUAAUAUUAAACAUACGAGUAUAAAUAAAUAUUAUACUGUUCAUCCAGAAUAUAUUGAAUGCUGCAUCAAUGACUGGAAAAAAUAUCAAUUUAAAUGUGACUUUUUGAUCUGUACCAAUGGAAAUGAUUUUAAUUUAUUUGUUAAAUUUGCUACAUUAGCAUUGAAUUGCAAUAAAUUGUAUAAAUGUUUGGAUAGACCAUUUGACAAAAAACUUGAAAAUACCUGUGUUGCACAUAGGCGCAUAAAUCCUCCUGAUAGAGGAGAAUCAAUAAUACAAUCUAUUAAACUGUAG
Ctenocephalides felis (cat flea) is the source of this 912-nucleotide messenger RNA. RefSeq names its product beta-1,3-galactosyltransferase 5-like. Gene Ontology annotation, molecular function: hexosyltransferase activity. The record is from RefSeq and is a predicted model, not a curated record. The annotation marks the transcript as partial. Gene Ontology annotation, cellular component: membrane. The transcript is spliced from 2 exons. NCBI's taxonomy places the organism in Eukaryota, Metazoa, Arthropoda, Insecta, Siphonaptera, Pulicidae.